AUGAGGUCCGCACCUAAGCUUGGGGGGUACGCCCUCAUCCAAUUCCGGGAGUUCGGUAGAACGUCCAAUGUGACCGCCAAAAUUCAGAAGAGGCGGGAGGAGUUCAUUAAAGAGAAGUUCCCGUAUUUUCGUGGCGCAGUGACGGACGAGAUGCCUAAACGGGGGAGGAAGUCCGGAGGCCACUUUGUGGACCCUUCUAUGGAGCCUCUUAAUCUGGAUGGCAGCGAUUCAGUGCAUGACGGGUAUGUUAAGAAUAGGAUGGAUCAAAUCGAUGACGAUUUCGUCGAUCAUUUGGUUAGAGAGGGAAAGACGGGAGGAGAUAUGUUCCAAACCUUCGAAGCUCACCUUGCAGCAAUAGCAGACUUUAAGGCUACUAAGGUUGCGGCUAGGACCCAACGAGGGGCCCAUAUUAAGAGAAUAACACAAGUAGAGUACAACCCUUUGCAUGGUGGAGAUGGCAAGGCACGGUUGAUGGAAGCUAGUGAGCCUCCAUCCUAUGCUUUGGAAGGCGACAGGAAGCCGCUGUUGCCUGCUGAGCAACAUGCUAGUCUCCAACCGAGGGGGAAGGCGGUCGAUGGACGAUUCAUAUCUGGGAAGCGAUCGCGGGAUAAGAAGGCGGACCCAAGGUUUGCCACUCCCGACCCGCGGGGUAGUAGUGUGAGUCGAAUAGACGAUCAGUGGAUGGAGGAAGAGGAGGAGGGAGAAGUAUUCAGUUCCGAGGGAGAGGAGGAGUCAUACUCGAGUGAUGAUGAUGGGGAGGCGGUGUUGCUGGCCUCAUCGAGGGAGGAGGAGUUCUCUGAUGAGGAUAGUGAGGAGGAGGAAGAGGAAGGGGAUAGGUUUGAGAGGCCUUAUGAAGAGAAAGGGAUAACCUCUUCUAUCGCCAUGACGCACAACUUUAAGGCACUCCGAGCGAACGAUGGGGAGGCCUUCCCUGUGAAUCCAGGAGGUGCAGGUCCUGGUGUGCGGUUUGGGGAAUAUCUGGAGACGGCAGUUCCCCUUGCACAUACGACCACUCUAGAGGAGUAUAGGAGGGCUCGAAUGGACGCUGUGGUGACAGACGAGUCGUAUAAGCAGCUGUAUUGGAUCACAGGAGAAGACAGGCAGAUGGUGGCUGACCAUUUCCUCACUAUAGGGCUCCGUAACCUGACCCCUGGGGAUGUCCAGUUUGGGUGUAUUAUUGACACACGAGCGUUAGUCUUGGACCUCUGCCACGUCUAUAUGCAUCCAGAUGCGGUGGCGAUACUCACUGAAGGUCACGCCCGUCCACAGCUGUAUGACUACCUCUGUCAGUAUGUACUGUACUCUCGGCAGUCCGGCCUAGAUGUGAGGAUACAACCCAUCACCCUCCAGGCUGUGUUGUCGGUCCAUGGGCCUAGAGCGUCGAUAGCUCUGGCGGAGAUGUUUGAGUCGAUGCCGGAGGCUAGGCUCGAGACGCUUAAUAAAGUUAACGACCCCGAGUCGGGGGACGGGUUGGAAGUCUCUCCUGCAGCGAUAAUACACCAGCCGUUCCAGUCAGCGAUGGAGUUCCACACAAAGUCAGCUAGUGGGGUGAUAAUGAGGGGAGGCAGUAUUGGUAGUGGCCUCGACGUCUUCACGCUACUCCUCGAUGUUGAUGCUGAUGGUGCGUCUCUAUUGCGGUCCCUUUGUGGAGACUAUGAUGUGCUCCCUGCUGGCAUCCUGGCGAUCGAUAUGUUGCGUAAUGAGGCUGGACUUCCGAGGCCUGGAGUUGACGUCACACCCCUGACGAGCCCGAUACGAGCCUCACUGGCAUGGACCAUUGACCAAUACAAGUUGAGGCUGCAUACGAUGUUUGGAUGGAAGCAACUGUUCGCUCAACUCGGCGGUGGUCCACGAUUCGUUAGGACUGGGAUCAUACUGCAGUCGUACGCCCAUGCAGGGUGUCGCCUUUUGUCAACUCCUCAUCGUCGUCCAGUGGGAGAGAUCACUAGCUGCACGUGGAGCCCGGAGCUGAAGGCCCGGAUCUGCCAGGCUUAUAUCAAACCGGAGUUCUCCAAGCCUGGGCGGAACCUGCUGGCGUCUGUACCGUACAACCUGCCGGACGAUAUGAAGUACUCUAAAAAGAAGCGUUUGCUGUCCCAAGGGGUCUUCCGGGGGCAACAUCGACGGCUCACAGCAGCACGAGUUUACGGCCUUCCCUUUGUUGAGCAUACAUAUCCUGGAGCAGAGGGAGUGAGAAUAGUCGCCUUCAGCAAGCCCGACAGGGAUGAACUCGUUCGGAAACCUCACAGAGUCAACGGGGCAGUGGCUUCUAAGAUGGUGCGGCAACGAGACCGUCGGCGGAACCUCAGUCAAAUGGGAAGGAAGCAAAAGCAGCAGCAGAAUCCUCGUACAUAG
Messenger RNA from Perkinsus marinus ATCC 50983, 2355 nucleotides. RefSeq names its product fad oxidoreductase, putative. NCBI's taxonomy places the organism in Eukaryota, Perkinsozoa, Perkinsida, Perkinsidae. The transcript is spliced from 23 exons. Gene Ontology annotation, cellular component: mitochondrion. The record is from RefSeq and is a predicted model, not a curated record. Gene Ontology annotation, molecular function: protein binding. The coding region runs from base 1 to 2355 and encodes 784 amino acids.